Molecule: messenger RNA, 3650 nt
Organism: Salvelinus namaycush (lake trout)
Lineage: Eukaryota; Metazoa; Chordata; Actinopteri; Salmoniformes; Salmonidae
Product: KN motif and ankyrin repeat domain-containing protein 1-like
Exons: 7
Coding region: 1-3618 (1205 amino acids)
Biological process (GO): negative regulation of actin filament polymerization
Cellular component (GO): cytoplasm; cytoskeleton
Source: RefSeq, a predicted model, not a curated record
AUGUGGAGAGUACAGCUAUGUGGAGAGUACAGCUAUGUGGAGAGUACAGCUAUGUGGAGAGUACAGCUAUGUGGAGAGUACAGCUAUGUGGAGAGUACAGCUAUGUGGAGAGUACAGCUAUGUGGAGAGUACAGCUAUGUGGAGAGUACAGCUAUGUGGAGAGUACAGCUAUGUGGAGAGUACAGCUAUGUGGAGAGUACAGCUAUGUGGAGAGUACAGCUAUGUGGAGAGUACAGCUAUGUGGAGAAUACAGCUCUGUGGAGAGUACAGCUCUGUGGAGAGUACAGCUCUGUGGAGAAGAGGGGAGAGAGGUCUGUCAGCAGCAGUACUGAGGCCACACCCCCAUAUGGCUACCAGCUAGACCUGGACUUCCUGAAGUAUGUGGACGACAUACAGCGUGGCAACACCAUCAAGAGGCUGAACAUCCAGCGGAAAGCCAGGCCUGUCCGGCCGGCGGUGGAGCCCGUGCCCAGGGGAGGUUGCUCUGGUGGGGGAGGUGAGUACAGUGGGCAGGGCCAUGCUGAAUGGACCUCCACAGGCUCCCUACCCUCCUCCAGUGAAGAGGCACAGCAGAGUCCCCUCUUCUACCCCUCCCCACAGCAUCACCCUCCCCCCACCCUGAUUUACCACGCCCAUGCCCCUCUCCCGUCCUGUGAGCCUCCCCUUCCUCCCCUACCCCCCGAGGGCUACCUGAGCCUCCCCGCCGAACCCCCUCAACGGCCCCAGCCCCCCUCUCCGUGGGAGCCUCCCCUCCUCAACCCCCAGGUUGAGAAGACCCUGAUGGAGACGAGGAGGAGGUUAGAACAGGAUCGCCUCCUCAUGCAGCCCCCCUCCCCCUCCGGACCCCCAAGCCCUGCUCCUCGCCACCGCCUGGCGUCCUUCGGAGGGAUGGGAGGGUCCAGCACCUCCCUGUUCUCCCCUAGCACCCCCCAGUCCCUGCUGCCCAACGGGGGUGGAGGUAGUGGAGAGUACAACCCCUACUACACUUCCAUGGGUUCCUCUAUCCACCACAGCCCCAUGUCCUCAGGCAUGACCACGCCGGCCAGCAACGUGUCUCCGCUCCACCUGCAGCACAUCCGGGAGCAGAUGGUGGUGGCCCUGCGGAGGCUGAAGGAGCUCGAGGAGAAGGUGAAGAUCAUACCUGUCCUGCAGGUGAAGAUAGCCGUGCUGCAGGAGGAGAAGAGACAGAUGACCUGUCAGAAGAACCAGAGGCUGGGGGUGGGGGGGGGGUUCAGGAAGAGGUCCUAUAGCGUGGGCAGUGCUGACCAGCUGGACCCCCAGACACAUACCCUGCAGACCCAGGAGCUGCACAUCAUGGAGCCAGAGGGCCAGGAGGGUCAGGGCCAUAGUCAGAGUACCAAGGGGAUGGAGGAGUUCAGGAGGCUGGCUGCAGAGGUCCGAGCCCUGGGGGCGAACAGCCAGGAGCAAGGCUCUCACCAGGCCAGGCAGACCCAGACCCACAAUAACAACAACCAGCUCACCUCCACGGCAGUCGGCCCAGAUGAGAACAUGAACGACGCCACGGUGGUCGCCCAGAGGAAGUCGCCGGUGAUGACGACGGUACAACAACUACACUUCUACCGUGACGUCGGAAUGGCGACGGAGCAGCGUGAGACGCGCAGUGCUGGGACGGGCGUGACGGAAGCCAUGUUGGGCGUGACCAGCGAGGUGGAGGCAGAGUUAGACUUGCAGCAGCAGACCAUCGAGGCCCUGAAGGAGAAGAUCUACCGGCUAGAGGUGGACCUGAGAGAGACCACCCACCUGAUGGAGAUGUCCAAGCUGAAGCUAGAGCUGCAGGCCGCUGGGGGAGCCAAUAGGAAGAGGGCUGAUAAAGGCUGCCAGGUGCGGCCAGACACCUACAGCAUGGCCUGCCAGGCGCGGCCAGACACCCAGAGCACUGGCUCAGAGACCUGGAGAGUCCAGACAAACAGCCAGGGAGUGGGGAACCAUCUAGAGACCAGCCAUGCCUCCACAGGAGAGACCCUCCACACUGUAGGGGUAGGGGUGUCCUGUCAACCCAGCCUGAGACACACUGCUUCGGGACCUGACCUGCCUAUGGAGAGAUGGCUGGUGCAGGAGAGGGUAGAGGUGCAGGACCAGUGUGUGGGUAGGCAGUUGGAGGUGUGUGACCAGGGGGUGGGGGUGGAGGUGGGGCUGUGUGACCAGGGGGUGAACACUGAUGAGGAAGUAGACAGUCUAGAGCUGUGUAAGUCCCGGGAGACAGUGGCCAGGGAGAGGGAGAGCAGGUCGGUGGGCGUUGAGGAGUGUUCUAGAGACGUCGCUGUCAGACAGCUGGGGACUAACCCUGUCCUGGGCGCCACCACGGACUCUGCUGUCAUGGUAACCCCGGACACAGCCUCCCAAUACACCAGCACCCUACUGGAGACCGCUAGCCAACACACCAACACAGAGACAGUGGUGCUAGCUGACGGCUGUACCAACACUGCCCUGGUUCACACUGCUGAGAAACACACCAGCACGCUAACCAAUCACACAAGGACUGUCGCUGUGGGCGAGGGGCUGGUCAAAGACCCACAGACCGUUCCCAAAACCAGGUCUAUUGCCGUGGGAAACACAGCGGAGAGAGACGGCAGUCCAGAGGAGGCAUGGUCGGCCCAGACCAAAGAAGUGGGCGUCGGCCUGGUCGGCAUCCACACCAACUUCCUGGUCGGCCUGAAGACCCGGAACAUUGCCUGUGGCCCCUCCCACCUGGACGGAACCGCUGUUGCCGAGGAGACCAUUGCCGUGACGACUGUUGUACCACCCCAGGCCCAGGCCAUACCACCACCCCAGCAGGUGGAGGGGGGGGCAGGACUAGACCACUACAUAGAGAGGCUUCAGAAGCUACUUCAGGAACAACAGAUGCUGUUGACUGAGAACUACAGUGAGCUAGCGGAUGCUUUCGGACAGCCCUGCUCUUCUCAGUUCACCCACUUUGGUUCUAUCAACAGCCAGCUGGUCAACACUCUGACGUCUAUCAACUCUGUCAUGAAGUAUGGCAGUGCUGAGGAUCUGAGGACACAGCGAGAUAUCAGCAGCACCGCUACAGAUCGGGGUCAGCUGCAGGUGUCCAGUGAAGUCAUCCAGAGUUCAGAGGUCAGCCAGACGGAGAUAGUGUCACAUGACCCCAGGUCCCCGCCCAGCCCGGCCACGCUGAAACACCGCAUGGACCAGCAGAUGUCCAGCGCCUUGAACGGUGGUAAGAGCGCUCUGAAGUCCAUCAUGAAGAAGAAAGAUGGCCGCCAGGGUUCUUUGGGAACCAAGAAGAACCUGCAGUUUGUAGGAGUCAAUGGAGGGUACGAGACAACGUCGAGUGAUGAAUCAGAGGACAGCAGCUCCUCUGAAACAGAGGAGGAGGAAGAAGAGGAGGAGGAGGAGGAGGGGAAGGUGUUCGGAGGAGGAGAGGAAGCUGAAGAAAGGAACACAGAGGAAUUCCAGAACGAGGGAGCAGUGGAAGUGGGAAGGAGUGAAGAGGAGGGAGGAGGAGAGAAGCAAGAGAUGAGAGAGAGGUUUGAGUUGAGUGAGAAGAUGUUGGCUGCCUGUAACGUGUUGAAGAACCACCUGAAUGAUGGCAAGGCCUUAACCAGUAAAGAUGUGGUGAGCACCAGUUGUUAUUGACUCUGCUUCUGAACAAUUCUACCUCCAUCUCU